AGCGUUUGACGUCCUGUGCCGUCACCACGUGACUUGUCGCGCUGUCAGGAUGACGCCGUGUUGGAUGAUGCUGAGGCCGCGCUCCGUAUGUUCCUGUCUCGGACACUGAGUGAUACUGUCCCCGCUUGAUAUGGCGGAGCCUGGCAGUGUCGUUCAACCGGACGCUACUCUCCAGCAACGAGUUCAAGAGCUGGAAAGGGACAAUGCUGAAUUUCUUCGGACAAAGCAAUUACUUGAGCAGGAAUUUAACCAGAAAAGGGCAAAAUUUAAAGAGUUGUAUCUGUCAAAGGAAGAGGAUCUGAAACAUCAGCAAGCCGUCAUACAAGUAGCACAAGAAGAGAUUGUCCAGCUGAACAUAAAGCUAUCACAAGCGCAAGCAGAAAUGGAGAACAUUAAGGCUGUAGCUACUGUAUCUGAGAACACCAAGCAGGAAGCCAUAGAUGAAGUGAAAAAGCAGUGGCAGGAAGAAGUUGCUUCACAUCAAGCUAUAAUGAAAGAAACUGUGCGUGAAUAUGAACUUCAGUUCCACCACAGGCUUGAACAGGAGCGAGCUCAAUGGGGUCAGUACCGAGAGUCUGUAGAGAGAGAGAUUGCUGAGCUAAGGAGGAGGCUUUCUGAAGGUCAGCAGGAGGAAAAUCUGGAGAGUGAUAUGAAAAAGGCCCAAGAAGAUGCAGAAAAACUUCGCUCUGUAGUAAUGCCCAUGGAAAAAGAGAUUGGGACUUUAAAAGAAAAGUUGACAGGAGCAGAAGAAAAGAUAAAGGAUCUAGAGGCAUCAAAGAUGAAGGAGAUGAACCAUUAUCUUGAGGCAGAAAAGUCUUGCAGAACUGACUUAGAAAUGUAUGUAGCCGUCCUAAAUACUCAAAAAUCUGUGUUGCAAGAGGAUGCAGAAAAGCUGAGGAAAGAACUACAUGAAGUUUGUCAUCUUCUGGAGCAGGAGAGACAGCAGCACAACCAGUUAAAACACACCUGGCAAAAAGCAAAUGAUCAGUUUCUAGAAUGCCAACGGUUGAUGAUGCAGGACAUGAAGCACAUAGAGGCUGUUCUCACUACAGAGCAGCUUCGUCAAGUAGAAGAAAACAAAAAGAAAGGCCAGGUAGAGGAGCAAAGAACCAGAAAAAGAAAAGCGAAACAGACAGUGCAAAAAGACGAAGAAUGCACAAAGGUUAUCCUGGAGAAAUCACUUCCAAAUCUAAAGCAAGAGGAACUACUAAACAGUUCACAUAGCUCAAUACAUUCAUUAGAUACAGACAUUAUGUUACACGAAGGGGAUUCUUUUAAUAAACAAGAGGAUUUGUUUAAAGAUGGACUGCGAAGAGCUCAGUCUAGUGACAGCUUGGGAGCUUCUGGACCACUGCAAACAAAAACACUGGGCUACAACAACAAAGCAAAAUCUGCUGGAAACCUUGACGAGUCUGAUUUUGGACCAUUAGUUGGGGCGGAUUCUGUUUCUGAAAACUUUGACACAUCUUCCCUUGGUUCUUUGCACAUGCCAAGCGGAUUUAUGUUAACCAAAGAUCAGGAAAAAGCAAUCAAGGCAAUGACUCCUGAACAAGAAGAAACAGCAUCUCUGCUCUCAAGUGUCACACAGACCCUGGAAUGCACUUAUGUUCCUCCAUCCGAUUAUCGUCUUGUUAGUGAAACGGAAUGGAACCUACUUCAGAAGGAGGUCCAAACAGCUGGGAACAAGCUUGGAAGGCGCUGUGAUAUGUGCUCAAACUAUGAGAAGCAGCUGCAGGUUAUCCAGACUCAGGAGGCAGAGAUAAGAGAUCAAGUUAAAAAACUACAGACUAUGCUCCGUCAAGUAAAUGACCAGCUGGAAAAAACGCUGAAAGACAAGAAGGAUCUAGAGGAUUAUAUGAAGCAAAAUACAGAGGAAACAAGUACUCAGAUAUCAACACUUACUCUCCGAAUUAACCAGUCUGAGACUCUAUUAGCUGACUUACAACAGGCCUUUACACAGGCAAAGCGAAAUAUUCAAGACCAAAUGGCUGUACUAAUGCAUUCCCGUGAGCAAGUCUCUGAGGAGCUUUUGAGACUACAGAGAGACAAUGAGAGCCUACAAGGAAAGCACAGCUUGCAUGUGUCCCUGCAACAAUCAGAGAUUUUCAACCUCCCUGAAACCAGUGAGGAGCUCCAGAACCUUGUGUUGAAAUAUCGUGAGGAUAUUAUUAGUGUCCGGACUGCAACAGACCACCUUGAAGAGAAACUCAAGGCAGAAAUCCUUUUCCUGAAAGAACAAAUUCAGGCCGAGCAGUGUCAGAAGGAAAACAUUGAAGAAACGCUACAAAUUGAAAUAGAGAAUUGCAAAGAAGAGAUGGACAUCUUAGAAGCUUCUACAUCAAGCUUACAACUUGAAUUGGACAGAAUAAAAGCAGAAAGGGAGCAGUUAGAGGUCAGCCUGCAAGAAAAGACUCAGGAGCUGCAGAACCUACAGACUUUAAAGGACUCUUUGGAAAACCAACUAAAAAAGGAGACUGGAAGCAAGGCAAGCCUUGAGCAGUUGGCGUUUGAAGAGAAGAACAAAGCCCAGCGACUACAGACAGAGCUAGACGUUAGCGAGCAAGUGCAGAGGGACUUUGUAAAGUUAUCACAAAUGCUACAGGUACAGCUGGAGCGAAUAAGACAGACUGAAUCACUGGAGACAAUCCGUGCUAUCCUGAAUGACACAAAACUGACUGAUAUUAAUCAGCUGCCGGAGACAUGACCCCUCUUCUUCACCCAAGGACCUAAGGCUCUAACAGAGUUUUUGUUUUAAUAAAAAAAACUCAUCUUUCUAGUAACAUGAUUUAUUAUUUAACUCUUGACAAGGCAGAGGAUAAUACAAAUGUGAAUUAAUUGGUGACUGGCAACAGCUUGAAAAACAAAUCAGGAGAGAGAGAGAGGAUGAACUUCUAUUCGGAACACUAAUGAAACCCAUCACUGUGUCUGGAUAAAUGGAGAUGUUUCGCUCAUACUAAACCUGUGUAUCUGGUCUUUAUUUCUCUUUUCAGAUUGAGAUUUACUAAAUAUAAUGAUCCCUACCAAUAACAUCAGACCUAGGGCCCUUCUGUGACUGAUAAGGUUUUGGGAUUCUCUGGAGACUUGCUUAUUUUUUCCACCUUUCCACUUAAUGCAGAUUGGUUACUUUCUGACUUUAUUUCCAGGGUGGGGGAGAAGAGCAGCUUGUCCAUUGUUGAGGUGAAUCUGCUGAUAAAAUAGUCUCUGUUCUGUUUGGCUUAACUUCUGUUUGCCUUAAAUUCUGCCGUAGUCAAAUACUCCUUAAAUUACGCUAACCCUUUCAUCCUAAUCUGUUUGCUUUCAUUUACUGCUGGUCAACUUGUUCCCAAUUUUGAUAUGUGUGUGAGUAUGAAUAACAACCCAGUCCCUCUCCAUCAUACAGAAAUGAGGUUUGUUAUCUUGUAAAACAAAGGGAUUCUGACAU
Xenopus laevis (African clawed frog) is the source of this 3421-nucleotide messenger RNA. It is a transcript of the gene rabep1.S, whose product is annotated as rabaptin, RAB GTPase binding effector protein 1 S homeolog. The coding region runs from base 131 to 2704 and encodes 857 amino acids. Gene Ontology annotation, cellular component: cytoplasm; early endosome. Gene Ontology annotation, molecular function: growth factor activity; GTPase activator activity. Gene Ontology annotation, biological process: signal transduction; endocytosis. The transcript is spliced from 19 exons. The record is from RefSeq and is a predicted model, not a curated record. Lineage: Eukaryota; Metazoa; Chordata; Amphibia; Anura; Pipidae.